Messenger RNA from Capsicum annuum, 588 nucleotides. Its product is annotated as acidic leucine-rich nuclear phosphoprotein 32 family member B-like. NCBI's taxonomy places the organism in Eukaryota, Viridiplantae, Streptophyta, Magnoliopsida, Solanales, Solanaceae. The transcript is spliced from 2 exons. Bases 1 to 588 code for a protein of 195 amino acids. The record is from RefSeq and is a predicted model, not a curated record.
AUGGAAUUUCAUGUUGCGACUGCUCCAUUUCACUACACUGCGAUCAUACGAUCUGAGCCUCAUUGCCUUCCCUUGUGUCUUUUUUCGGUUUACAUUGAAUUUAUUGCAUGUGAAGCUCUUCGUGGAAUUAAAGGAGCUCUUUUGAUCAGUUGUGACAGGGGAGAAAUGAAAACAAUUCAAGAAUUUACUGCACAAGAUGCUCAAAUUAUCAAUGAAGAGCCAGUUCCAGGAAAUGGACGUAAGAGAUUAUGUAUUGAUGAAGACGAAGAUGGUUAUGCCAAUAAAUUAUGUAAUGGAGAACAAGAAGAAGAAGAAGAAGAAGGGCAAAAGGUGGUUGAUGAUAAAAAUGAAAAUCAAGAAAACAACAAUGGUGAUGAAGAUAAGAAAGAAGACGAUGAAAACAAUGAAGCAGAAGAAGGAAAAGAGGAUGGAAUAGAGGAAGAAGAUAGAAAAACAGAAGAAUUGGAUGAAGGAGAACAGGAAGAACCUGGAGGGAAUCAAGAUGGGAAUAGAGAACGAAAAGAAGACGCCUAUUGUUGGAUAAAAAUGACGAUGAUGAAAAAGAACAUAGACAGAAUGCUGGAUUAG